Parnassius mnemosyne (clouded apollo) is the source of this 1626-nucleotide messenger RNA. The record is from the annotation of a GenBank genome assembly. Lineage: Eukaryota; Metazoa; Arthropoda; Insecta; Lepidoptera; Papilionidae.
AUGAAGACAUUAAUGGACAGUCACUGGUGGGAUGGCCCUGCUUGGCUAUUAUCUGACCAAGAACUGUGGCCUCAGUCUAAUCACAUCGCAGUAGAUGAGAACGCUGUUUCCAUAGAAGCAAAGAAGGAGGUACUUGUAAAUACUAAUGUAGAUACUGAACAUUUUAGCGAGAAGCUUUUAUACUUUUCUAAGUAUUCAAGAAUUGUACGUGUAGUAGCUUGGAUAUUCCGAUGGAGAAGGCGACGAAUGUUUAGUAUAGCUUAUAUAAGCAAUGAUGAAUUCGAAGAAGCUGAGAAUAUACUUAUAAAACUUAUUCAGGGUGAACAUUAUGUAAAUAGAACUAAAUUGAAUAAGAAACUGUGCAUACAUUUAGAUAGGAAAAAUGUCAUUGUGAGGCGACUCGUUGAAGAGAAACAUAUAUACUUAAAGCACAUUGGAUCACAUACUUUAAUGUCAGAGCUGAGAAACAGAUUCUGGAUUACAAGUGUGAGAUGGCUAUGUAAGGAUAUAGUUAAGAAAUGCAUAAUUUGUCGUAGGCAAAAGGGCUUACAUUAUGAUACACCGGAGACACCACUCCCUCUUGAACGGAUUCAAGGCACGGCAGCGUUUCAAAUGACAGGUAUAGAUCUGGCCGGGCCGUUGUAUUUACGUAAUCAAGAGAAAUGUUGGGUGGUUUUAUUUACUUGCGCGACAUUUAGGGCUGUGCAUUUUGAGAUGGUAGACUCAUUGUCCACAAAUAGUUUUAUUAUGAGUCUUCGUAGAUUUAUUGCUCGAAGAGGUCGUAUAGACGUCAUUUUCACGGACAACGGAACAAAUUUUCGAGGGACUGCCAAUUUACUGAAGGAUAUUAAUUGGCAGGAGGUUGAAAGUGUGACGGCAGUCCAUGCUAUAAAGUGGCGUUUUAUUCCACCUAGAACUCCUUGGUGGGGAGGUUGGUGGGAGAGGCUCAUUAGAGUAUUAAAGGAGAUGUUGCGAAGAAUAUUGGGGCGUCAGCGACUGACUUGGGUAGAGUUGGACACAGUCUUGUGCGAUUGUGAAGCUGUCAUUAAUAGUCGGCCACUAACAUAUGUCUCGACUUGUACCGACGAUUUGCGGCCACUUACACCUAUGUUAUUUCUACAUGGCUUACCUUCUAAUGAUACUUCUGAUUUAGAUUAUGUAGAUAAUAUGAAUUUAAAUGUAAGAUACAAAUAUUUACAAAAGUUGAGGGAAGAUUUCAGAGUUCGAUUUCGUAAGGAGUAUUUGGCUUUACUUACAGCUAGAUGGAAGGAGAAGACAAUAGAAAUGAAGAAAGGAGAUAUAGUUCUAGUAGAGACAGACGCGAAAAGGCUAUUUUGGCCCUUGGGGUUAAUCAUGGAAGUAGUUACCGGGGCUGAUGGUGUUACUCGUUUGGCUAGAGUCAAGACUCAAAAAGGUGAAACUUUAAGACCAUGUCAGAGAUUGUAUCCGCUUGAGAUUUCAAAUGAUUCUGACCUCUUGCAACGAGCUGAAGUAACGAUAGAGGAUGAGAAGUUAUCAGUAAGUUCAGAUAGUCCCGACUUACCCUCCUCGGUUACAGGUGGCGCGAAGGUGACGAAAACAACGCGGUGCGGUCGAAAUGUGAAAUUGCCUGCUCGGUACUUAUGA